Messenger RNA from Tetrahymena thermophila SB210, 2256 nucleotides. RefSeq lists its product as hypothetical. The record is from RefSeq and is a predicted model, not a curated record. NCBI's taxonomy places the organism in Eukaryota, Ciliophora, Oligohymenophorea, Hymenostomatida, Tetrahymenidae. The transcript has 7 exons.
AAAGUUAAUUAUAAAUAAAAAAUACAUAUAUUUUGCUACAUUUAAAGUAAUAGUAAGAAACAAAGAAAGUAAUAGUAAAAAAAAAUAGGUAACUAACAAACAAUCAAGCAAGCAAUAAAGAAGAGAGAAAUAAUAACUUUAGUAAGCUUGAGAGAGAAGAAUUCUCAUCAAUCAGAUAAGGGAAUGGUCAAUAUCAUCAAAUUAUAAUUAGAAUAUGAAUCAGAUAGACUUUAUAAAGACAUUGAGGAUUUUGCUCUUGAUUUUUGCAACAGUAUAAACAUGAAAAUUAAUACAGAGUUAUAUUACAAAAAUAAUAGAAACAUAUAUUUGAUUUAGUUGCAUUAUGAUAUGAUUUCAAGUUUGAUAAAUGAAUAAGCAUGUUAAAAAGCGUAUAAAUUUGAAGAUGAGCAUGAACUAGAUAUUUUAAAUGAAUAUGCUUAGGCUUUCGCUUUACUAUUUAAGGAUUAAAUUCAGGCAGAUUAAGAAAAUAUAUUUUCUCAAUUUCUAAAUGAACUUUAAAACAACGAAUACAUUUGGCUUUUUCAGAUAUAUCACUUAAUUCCUUUCGAGUAAAUCUAAGAAAAUAAAUACUUUGAAAUUUUCAAUCGAAAAAUAAAAGAUUAUGUCACAAUGUAAAAUUUUAUAUUGGGAAAACUUGUUGAUUAAGAAAGAAAUGGAUAACCUAUGAGAAGUAGAUCUGACGAUGAUAUGGGGAAUUUAUCUAAAAUAAUAGAUGUCAGUUUUUUUGAAAGAAUUAGUUAAGAACAGUAAGAGUAAAUAUAAUAACUAAUGAGAAAAGAAGAGGAAUUACAUAACGAAAUAAGUAAGCUUAAAUAACAGAUAGAUUCUCAAAAUAAUUAAAUGAAAGAUUAAGAAAAAUAUAUCUCCAUUUUAGAGAAAUAAAACUCAGAUCUAUAAGAUGAAAAUCAUUUAAAAUCAGAUGAAAUGAAUAGAUAGAGCUUACAUUUAAAAGAUUUUCAAAAUUUAAAAGAAGAAACAGAAAAAUAGUCUGAAGCUUUAUAGUAAUCCAAUAAGAAAAUAAAAAUGAUGGAGGAAUAGAUUAGAUAAAGUUAAGAAGAAUUAUAAACUGAGAAAAGGAGAGCAGAUAACUUGCAUAGUAAGUUAAAAGAUUUAGACUAAAUAAAAUAGUACUAAAGUUAGAUUACUGAGUUAAAAACAGUGAACCAAAACAUUUAGCAAAAAGUAGAGAGUUAUUAAAAAAUAAUUGAACAGUAAAAACAUAAGUUAGAAAAAGAAGUAAAAGAAAAACAAUAAAUAAUAGACUAGAUUAAAACAUAAAAAACUCAAAUGUAAAUAGAGAUAGAAGAGAAGUAAUCAAUGAUUUAAAGGUACUUGGACACAAUUGAGUAAAAUGAAAAUGAAAAAAUAAAGUUAAGCUAAAAAAUAAAUGAGUAUGAGUAUACUUAUUUAGAUUAGAAGAAAGAAAUUGAGUCGCUAAAAUGCUAAAUUAUUCACAAUUCUGAUAAAUAAAAUUACAUGCCAUUAGAAAAUUCACCUACUAAAUUAGACUUGGAAAUAUUAGGUGUCUAAAGCAGAAAAAGCAGUUUAAACUAUACAGGAUAAAAUAUAAAUAAUUAAGGAUAGAAUUUAUCGAGAUUCAAUAAUAGUAAUUUUAAGCUAAGCAAUAAAUUAUAAGAUAUUGAAGGUAAUUUUGAAAGUCCCUUAUCAAGUUAAAGAUCAAAUAUGGGAUCUAGUAGGUAAACUGAUAAUUUGAGUUUGAAUCAAUAGUUAGAAUUAAUAAAAGAAAAAGAAGAUACAAUAAAUAUUUACAAAAAUAAGCUUAGAGAACAAAGUGAUACAAUUUCAAAUUAACUUAUUGAAAUUCAAAAGCUUACUUCCAAAUUAAAAGAAGCUGAGUUACAAUCCAACCAAAAUAUACCAACAAAUCUAAUUGAUAUCUCCCGUGAGUAUAGAAGGCUAAUGUCCUAACUUAGAUAGCAGGAAUAAGAAUUAGAUUAAUUAAAUGAGGAACUUUCUAAUGAGCAGAAGGAUCGAGAAGAAGAAUAGUAUGAAUUUGAUAAAAAAAUAAUGGCCUAGCAAUAAUUGCAUAAAAUAGAAAUUCUUUAAAAAGAUGAAGAAAUAAAAUUACUUACUAGUGCUAUUUAUGAGCUAAGAAUGGAACAUAUAUAAAGAUAAAACAAUUAAAGACUAAAGACAUUUCUUAAGAAAUUAUAAAUAGAUCAAAUAUAGGAUACUUUUUCUACAGAAAUUUCAACCUAAUCAUCAUCACACUGA